Coregonus sp. 'balchen' is the source of this 7923-nucleotide messenger RNA. The record is from the annotation of a GenBank genome assembly. Lineage: Eukaryota; Metazoa; Chordata; Actinopteri; Salmoniformes; Salmonidae.
AUGGUGAUAAAAGUCUUUAUAGCGUCAUCCUCCGGAUCGACAGCGGUAAGAAAUCUUGAGUAUUGAGUAAGCAUUAUAGCCUAUUGACCGUUUAUGUUCAUUUUCUUAGCGAAUUCAAAGUAUUUGCAUUAGGUGUGUCGUACUCAUACAAGUGAGCUAUUGUGUUGUAGCUACGCAGAUACUAUCAUAUCAAAUGGAUUAAGCUUAAUCGAGUAUUGAAUGAGCAUGGACAUUCACUUGCUUUUGAAAGUUGUGCAAGUUGUGCAUGGGAUGUCCCGAGCAAUAGAGUAGAAGCUGGGACUGACAGCCGCACAAAUACAUUCGAUUCUAUAGGCUUCUCAUGCAUGCCAAUGCAUAGGCUAAUGUAAUUACCAUAAAACAAUGAUUUGAUAAAGAGGACCUUCAAUUUGUAGAUAUUGAUUUGUCAUAUGACUAUUAUUCUAUUAAUUUGUUUAUAUUGUUAAUAUAGUAUUAACAAAAAACGAUGAUUGUGUUGUAUCUAAAAGGCAUUUACAGCACAGUAUAAAAUCAGAAGAGGAUACAUAAUCACAUAUUUAUUGUCUGUAAGAAUAGCAGUCUCUUACUCCUGCUCAACCCCCUCUGUGUAAGAGUGCUUUUAUGAGUGAGCGUGCAGACAAGAAUGUUUAGGUAAAGCACUUGGUUAAACAGCUCAGAUUUUUUCAAGCAGCUGUUUUCGUCCAAAUGGCCUUGUGGUGAGGGUGAGGGGUCAAGCUUAACUAGACUCUCCCAUCAGAUGUUGACUCCCCCACCACUCCUUCCCUACAUACUGCAAAACAACACGCCUAGCCUAAAGGACCAUUGCCAGUGGUGUUCUGGGCCAGAACAGCUGGACAGGAUCAGUCUUAGGACAUCUGAGCUUCAUACCUCACACAAUUACAUCACUCUCUAAAGAAUCAGUCAAAGAGCACAACGGCUACAGAACGACUGCCUCAGCCAAGCUCUGAAUUAUCUGGUCUGAAAUGACGGAUAUUAUUGCUUACUGUGAUUUUGCAAGUCAAAACCAUGACAAUACAGAAAUGUUGUCUAUACAGGAUUUUCUAGACAGGCUUCUACAGUGCUAUGAACAAGUAUUUGCACCCUUUCUAAUUUUCUCUACUUUUGCAUAUUUGUGAUACUGAAUGUUAUCAGAUCUUCAACCAAAACCUAAUAUUAGAUAAAGGGAACAUAAGUGGACAAAUAACACAACAAUUACAUAUUUAUUUCAUUUAUUUCAUAAACAAAGUUAUGCAACACCCAAUUCCCCUGUGUGAAAAAGUAAUUGCCCCCUUACACUCAAUAACUGGUUGUGCCACCUUUAGUUGCAAUGACUCCAACCAAAUGCUUCCUGUAGUUGUUGAUCAGUCUCUCACGUCGCUGUGGAGGAAUUUUGGCCCACUCUUCCAUGCAGAACUGCUUUAACUCAGUGACGUGUGGGUUUUCAAGCAUGAACUUCUCAUUUCAAGUCCUGCCACAACAUCUCAAUUGGGAUUAGGUCUGGACUUUGACUAGGCCAUUCCAAAACUUCCAAUUUGUUGCUUUUUAGCAAUUUUCAUGUAGACUUGAUUGUGUGUUUUGGAUCAUUGUCUUGCUGCAUGACCCAGCUGCGCUUCAGCUUCAGCUCACAGACGGAUGGUCUGACAUUCUCCUGUAGAAUUCUCUGAUACAGAGCAGAAUUCAUGGUUCCUUCUAUUAAGGCAAAUCGUCCAGUUCCUGAGGCAGCAAAGCAUCCCCAAACCAUCCCACCACCACCACCAUGCUUGACCUUUGGUAUGAUGUUCUUACUGUGGAAUGCAGAGUUUGGUUUUCGCCAGGCAUUACUGGAACCAUGUCGUCCAAAAAGUUAUACUUUUGAAUCAUCUGUCCAUAGAACGUUCUUCCAAGAGUCUUGAUGAUCAUCCAGGUGCUUUUUGGCAAACUUGAGUCAACUUUUUGGAAGAGUGGGACAAAAUUCCUCCACAGCGACGUGAGAGACUGAUCAACAACUACAGGAAGCGUUUGGUUGGAGUCAUUGCAGCUAAAGGUGGCACAACCAGUUAUUGAGUGUAAGGGGGCAAUUACUUUUUCACACAGGGGAAUUGGGUGUUGCAUAACUUUGUUUAUGAAAUAAAUGAAAUAAAUAUGUAAUUGUUAUGUUAUUUGUUCACUUAUGUUCCCUUUAUCUAAUAUUAGGUUUUGGUUGAAGAUCUGAUAACAUUCAGUAUCACAAAUAUGCAAAAGUAGAGAAAAUUAGAAAGGGGGCAAAUACUUUUUCAUAGCACUGUAUGUGCAGCGCAGAGUUUAGACAGAACAGAAGUGGUUGCAUGGGAACACUGGGCUGUCCUCCUACUGCCAUAUUUGGUCUGUGCCUGGCUUCUGAGCUGAUCCUGCUUGCACAGAGGCCUUAUUGGGUCUGUCUCAGUCCUCAGGCUCUCCUAUAGAAUGCAGCCCAGCUGCAGAGGCUCUGCAAAGUGAAUAGAGGCUUAUCUCCCCAUACUCCACCCUUUAUUACACAUCAAAACAUAAUUAAAUUACCUAAUUAAAUAUCUCAUCCCCUUUCUGCCUGUAGAUUAAGAAGCAGCAGCAAGACAUCAUGGGUUUCCUAACUGUCAACAAGAUUGACUUUAAGGAGUGUGACAUCGUCACUAGUGAAGACAACAGGAAGUGGAUGAGGGAGAAUGUACCUGAGGACUUCAGACCAAUGACGGGGGUCCCCCUGCCUCCACAGAUAUUUAAUGAAGAACAUUACUGUGGGGUGAGUGUUGUACUGUACUGACCCCUUCACAGUGUAGUGAAGCUUACUGUCUGAAGCUGGUGAUGAGAGGUCAAAGGACAGUAUGCUAGCAACUGCAUAAUGAAGUAGAUUAUGCUUUGAUAACCAAAAGUGCCUUGUUCAUAUUUUUUCUGUUUAAUUAAAGGUAGACAUUCUCAACAUACUCUGUGAGAAUAUUGCAGCCCGGUACCUUUGUAGCAAUUUGUGUAAUAAUAAUAAAUAAUAAUACAUUUUAUUUUAAGCGCUUUUCACGACACCCAAAGUUACUUUACAAACACAAGAAAAUCAGCAGGGUAAAAAGCUAUAAAAUCAUAUAUUAAAAUAAGUAAGUAUACACAGAGUAUACCAAACAUUAGGAACACCUUCCUAAUAUUGAGGUGCACCCUCACCCCCUUUUGCCCUCAGAACAGCCUCAAUUCGUUGGGGCACAGACUCUACAAGGUGUCGAAAGCGAAUGUUGACUCCAAUGCUUCCCACAGUUGUGUCAAGUUGGCUGGAUGUCCUUUGGGUGGUGGACCAUUCUUGAUACACACGGGAAACUGUUGAGUGUGAAAAACCCAGCAGCAUUGCAGUUCUUGACACAAACUGGUGCGCCUGGCACGUACUAACACAAACAUAGGCACAGACACAUGCAUACACACACAUGAUAACAUAUGCACUAUACACACACGUACACAUGGAUUUUUGUACUGUAGAUAUGUGGUAGUGGUGGAGUAGGGGCCUGAGGGCACACAGUGUGUUGUGAAUGUAUUGUAAUGUUUUUACAAUUGUAUAAACUGCCUUAAUUUUGCUGGACUCCAGGAAGAGUAGCUGCUGUCUUGGCAGCAGCUAAUGGGGAUCCAUAAUAAAUACAAAAACAAAUACCAUACCCCGUUCAAGGCACUUCCUUUUUCUUGUCACCUCUUAAUGAACACUCAAUCCAUGUCCAUUUCUCAGCUACACUGAUUAAAGUGAUAUACGAAACAAUAAGGGAUCAAAGCUUUCAAGGGAUACUGGUCAGUCUAUGUCAGGAAAGAGUGUGCUCUUAUUUUUGUACAUCAGUGCAUAAAAGUAUACUACAAACAGGACAGCUAACCAAGGAAUACAAAGCAAACAACAGAGAAUCUGGGUAGCCUGUUAGAGGGUGUCUUUACUGUGGAUAGAAUAUGUUGGAUGUGAGGUUCUAAAGAGGAGGAGUUCCAAUUGAGCUGUACUCUAAACCCGGUCUCCCAUAGCGGAGCCUGGUUGCAGGGAUGGUGAGGAGGUUGUAAAGUCGUCUCAAAUAAAACUGUGAAGGACCUCGGCGUUACUCUUGACCCUGAUCUCUCUUUUGACGAACAUAUCAAGACUGUUUCAAGACAGCUUUUUUCCAUCUACGUAACAUUGCAAAAAUCAGAAAUUUUCUGUCCAAAAAUGAUGCAGAAAAAUUAAUCCAUGCAUUUGUUUACUUCUAGGUUAGACUACUGCAAUGCUCUACUUUCCGGCUACCCGGAUAAAGCACUAAAUAAACUUCAGUUAGUGCUAAAUACGGCUGCUAGAAUCCUGACUAGAACCAAGAAAUUUGAUCAUAUUACUCCAGUCUAGCUUCCCUACACUGGCUUCCUGUUAAGGCAAGGGCUGAUUUCAAGGUUUUUACUGUUAACCUAUAAAGCGUUACAUGGGCUUGCUCCUACCUAUCUUUCCGAGUUGGUCCUGCCGUACAUACCAAUACGUACGCUACGGUCACAAGACGCAGGCCUCCUAAUUGUCCCUAGAAUUUCUAAGCAAACACGCGGAGGCAAGGCUUUCUCCUAUAGAUCUCCAUUUUUAUGGAACAGUCUGCCUACCCAUGUGAGAGACGCAGACUCGGUCUCAACCUUAAGUCUUUACUGAAGACUUAUCUCUUCAGUAGGUCAUAUGAUUGAGUGUAGUCUGGCCCAGGAGUGUGAAGGUGAACGGAAAGGCUCGGAGCAACGAACAGCCCUUGCUGUCUCUGCCAGGCCGGUUCCCCUCUCUCCACUGGGGUUCUCUGCCUCUAACCCUGUUACAGGGGCUGAGUCACUGGCUUGCUGGUGCUCUUUCAUGCCGUCCCUAGGGGGGUGCGUCACUUGAGUGGGUUGAGUUACUGACGUGAUCUUCCUGUCUGGGUUGGCGCCCCCCUUGGUUUGUGCUGUGGUGGAGACCUCUGUGGGCUAUACUCGGCCUUGUCUCAGGAUUGUAAGUUGGUGGUUGAGGAUAUCCCUCUAGUGGUGCGGGGGCUGUGCUUUGGCAGAGUGGGUGGGGGUUAUAUCCUUCCUGUUUGGCCUGUCCGGGGGUUUCUUCGGAUGGGGCCACAGUGUCUCCGGACCGCUCCUGUCUCAGCCUCCAGUAUUUAUGCUGCAGUAGUUUAUGUGUCGGGGGGCUGGGGUUAGUUGGUUAUACUGGAGUACUUCUCCUUCUAUUCCAGUGUCCUGUGUGAAUUAAGUAUGCUCUCUCUAAUUCUCUCGUUCUCUCUUCUCUCUGAGAACCUGAGCCUAGGACCAUACGUCAGGACUACCGGGCAUGAUGACACCUUGCUGUCCCCAGUCCGCCUGGCCUUGCUGCUAUUCCAGUCAACGUUCUGCCUGCGGUUACGAAACCCCUACCUGUCCAGACCUGCUGUUUCAACUCUUAAUGAUCGGCUAUGAAAAGCACUGAGAGACCUGAGCCCUAGGACCAUAUCGGGACUACCGGCCGUGGUGACUCCUUGCUGUCCCAGUCCCGCCUGGCCUUGCUGCUAUUCCAGUUUCAACUGUUCUGCCUGCGGUUAUGGAACCCCCUACCUGUCCCAGACCUGCUGUUUUCAACUCUUAAUGACGGCUGAUGAAAAGCCAACUGAGAUUUAUUCCUGAUUAUUAUUUGACCACGGCUUGUCACUUAUGAACAUUUUUGAACAUCUUGGCAUGGUUCUGUUUUUUUUAAUAAUCUCCACCCGGCACAGCCAGAAGAGGUGACUGGCCACCCUCAUAGCCUCCGGUUCCUCUCUAGGUUUCUUCCUAGGGUUUUGGCCUUUCUAGGGAGUUUUACCUAGCCACCCCGUGCUUCGAACUACACCUGGCAUUACUAGCUGUUUUGGGUUUUAGGUCUGGGUUUCUGUACAGCAUUCGAGAUAUUAGCUCCCAAGCCAUGUGCCCCCCCCAAAAAACUUUUUGGGGUUGCCUCUCGUCCUUCCGACGAUGGCCCUGCUGACGCCGUUGCUCCUCUCUCAGUCGCCUCUCCACUGUUUUACUCCAUGGCCGGCGAUCCAUCCCAUCCAGGAUUUCCUCCCAAGUCCAAGACCCUUUACCAUCCAAAAUCUCCUCCCAUGUCCAGACCCUUGGCUCCUGGACACGCUGCUUGGUCCUGGGACGGUGGGUUUUUCUGUCACGAGCGUCUACUAAGUGAGUGGACCAAGGCGCAGCGUGCGAUACGAACAUGACUUUAUUCAAUUAAAGUACUCAGUGCAAAACAACAAACAAUGACGAAUCGUGAAGUCCUCAGUUACAAUGACUGAUACGGAACAAAAACCCACAACACUAAGGUGAACACUGACAGUUUAAAUAUGGCUCCCAAUCAGAGAUAACGAGCCGACAGCUGACACUCGUUACCACUGAUUGGGAGUCACACGACCAAACAAGGAAACACAACCAAAUACAACACAACCAAUACCAAACACAACCAAAUGAACACACCCUGGCUCAAAAUACACAGUCCCGGAGCCAGAGCGUGACACGUUCAAAGGCACUUCCAUAUUUUUUCUUGCCCAUUCACCCUCUGAAUGGCACACAUACACAAUCCAUGUCUCAAUUGUCUCAAGGCUUCAUCUACACUGAUUAAAGUGGAUUUAACAAGUGACAUCAAUAAGGGAUCAAAGCUUUCACCUGGAUUCACCUGGUCAGUCUAUGUCAUGGAAAGAGUAGGUGCUCUUAAUGUUUUGUACACUCAGUGCAUAAAGGUAUACUAAACAAAAGGACAGACUAACCAGGGAAGUGAACUAGACAGAGGAUAAAAGCUAAGACAACAGAGAAUCUGGGUAAGCCUGUGUGAAGAGGUGUGUCUUUACUGUGGACUAGAAUAUGUGUAUGGAUUGUGAGGUUCUGACAUGGAGAGGGAGGGAGUUCCAGAGUUGGGGAGCUGUACUUCUAAAAGCCCGGUCUCCCAUGGAGCGGAGCCUGGUUGCAGGGAUGGUGAGGAGGCCGGUGUCAGAGGAGUGCAGUGAACAGGUGGGAGUGUAGGGGUGCAGGAGGCCAGUAAGGUAUGUGGGCGCCAGUCCAUUAAGUGCUUUGUAGGUGAGCAUGAGCAAUUUGAAGAUGAUCCUAUAUUGAACUGGGAGCCAGUGGAGUUUGAUGAGGGUGGGGGGGAUGUGGUCCCGAGGUUUUGUGUGUGUGAGGACUCAUGCAGUCUGUCCAGUGUUUUGGCGGGGAGUCCUUAGAGAAUGGCGUUGCAGUAGGCCAGGCGUGAUAAAACAAAGGUGUGAAUGAGGGUUUCAGCAGUGGGGUCAGUGAGAGAAGAUCUGAGUAGUGAGAUGUUUUGAGGUGGAAGAAGGCUGACUUGGUGAUGUUCCAGAUGUGGGGUUCAAAUGAAAGAGUGGGGUCAAAUGUAACAAGGUUCCUAACAGUGGAGUUGGAGUGGCUUUUGUAGCCAUCUAUUGUCGUGUUGAGUUGACCCAGUUUCUUGAUGAGGGAGUUGGGGCCCAUGAGCAUGAUCUCUGUUGUAAUAACCUUAUGAAACAUACUUAGUGAGACAGCUGCCUUUGUGUUGUCGUUGCAGAACUAUGAGGCCUUCUUUGAUGCCCGUGAGGAGCAUGCAGUGUAUGCAUUCUUGGGCCUAACAGCCCCUCCAGGCUCCAAGGUAAAGACCAUGAUCUUAUGGACAUGCUCAAUCUGUCACAACCACACACAGAGGAACAUACUCAGGUGCAAGUGACCAGUCCAUCUAUUUUUAAUGAUUGCUUGUUUCCGCUACUACCAUGUAUUUCACAGCUCUGUUGCCCAACAUAGAGGCAAUGAAGGAUGACCUGCAGGUCCAGACUGUUCUUUUGGCUACUGUACUAUAUCAUUACAAUACUUACACACAAAUGUUCUGGUAAAAUUACAUACACCUUUUGGUGGAAGCAUAAUUACAAAUGGUCUCAAGCCUGGUGUUGUAUCAUUUUCUUAGCACUGCUUUCAUACCACCCACAGGAAGCAGAGGCCUUGGCCACACUGGAGCAACAGUAG